AUGGAAGUAGCGAUGGCAGACUGUUUGUGGAAGAAGAGGAGGAUAGAAGAGGAGCAGGCAAAGAUUCUUGCUCCCAUGGCAGAGAAGACGCGGCGAAAAGUCCGACCUGGUGCUAUCGAGCCUGAUCCUCUUGAAUCCGCGCUUCUGGUUCACUAUGAGGUGGAGGAGAUACGGGAGGAUGGGAGAUCAGACAAGAAGAAAGCGGUGAAAAAAGUGAAAGUGACAAGUCUGAACAACGAUUGCGAUCUGAACUUGGUGGCUCAAGACAUUGUGGACAAGUGCAAACUGAUUUCUCAGUCGAAGCAUGGAGUGGUGGUCGAGUGCCUUGAAGCACUUCUGCAACGAGUGGGAGGGAAAUCUCCCGAGGACGUGGACGACUGGGAAGCUCAGUGGAACGCUCAGAGAAGGAGUGCGCUGGACCGAUACGUGGGGGAGUCGCAGAUCUCGAUGGAUGGGAUGACGAUCUCGUUGGACAACCUUGAAACAUACCUAGAGAUGCUGUACGAGGAAUCUAUGGACGAGAAGAUCAAAGGGACUUUCAUGAUCUUGCAGCUCGUGCGUGACCCUGAUAAUCUCGAACAUCUCAUUACCAACGAACAAUUCCUGGGAGCUUUGACUCGAAUCUUCAGAGAAGAAGCCAAGAAAAGUAUGGAUCUUGUGAUCAACAUCGUGUACAUAUUCUUUGCGUUUUCCAAUUUUUCCAACUUCCAUCAAUUUAUGACAGAUUACAAGAUGGGCGAGAUGGUAGUCAAGGUGAUAGAGCUUGAACUCAAAAGGGACCAGCACAGGAAGGAAGAUUUUGCGAAUCGGAGCAAGGACCUCAGCCCUGAGGAAGCCGAGCGAGAGGCGAAGAAGUUGAAGAUCACCAAGAAAAAGCAGGACAAACUGCUCUUUGUCUGCAUCCACGUCCUACUCAACAUCGCCGAAGACAUCACAAUCGAGAAGAAGAUGAAGAAGAAGGGGAUCACGAAGCUGCUGGUCCAGAUGCUGUCCCGCAAGAGCGAGGAGCUGCUGAUGCUGACCAUCACUUUCCUCAAGAAGCUCUCCAUCUUCAAGGAGAACAAGGACGAGAUGCGAGAGUGCGGCAUCUCCUCCGAGCUCAUCCGCUUCCUCCCCCACAACAGCGACGAGAUGACAAUGGCGGCCAUGCGGCUCAUGCUCAACCUCUCCUUCGACACGGAGAUCCGAUCCGACAUGGUCAAGGACGGCAUCAUCCCCAAGCUCGUCACGAUGCUCAAACGCCCGCAGUUUCGGCACAUCAGCUUGAAGCUGCUCUACCACAUCUCCAUGGACGACAAGUGCAAGAGCAUGUUCACCUACACCGACUGCAUCCCCAUGGUUGUCAACAUGGUCCAGAACUUCCCCGAGAAGUUGGUCGAGAAGACGCUCAUCGCCCUCGCCGUCAACCUUGCGGGCAACGUGAGGAACGCGGAGGCCAUGGCGGAGGGGGAGAACCUCAACAGCUUCAUGUCUCGCCUCUUCCAGACCAAAGACCCUCUGCUCGCCAAGAUGCUGCGCAACCUCUCCCAGCACGACGGGCCCGUGAAGCUCCGCUUCGCCGAGUUCGUCUCCGACCUGGCGGCUCUCGUUCGUCAGACUGAGAACCCGGACCUGCUGGUGGAGCUGCUGGGGAUCCUGGGGAACAUGACCAUGACCGAGAUCCCCUUUUCUCAGAUCCUGAUCGACUACGACCUGAUCAACUUCCUGCACAUGCACCUUGCGCAGGGAGCGAGCGAGGAUGAUAUCGUGCUCGAGAUCGUCAUCUUCAUCGGCACGUGCGUCAGCGACCCCAAGUGCGCUCCCAUCUUCGCGAACUCGCAGCUGGUCGCCGUGCUCUAUGACCUCAUGGCGGACAAGCAGGAGGACGACGAGAUCGUGCUGCAGAUCACCUACACCUUCUUCCGCUGCCUGCAGCACGAGACGACGAGAGACGUCCUCCUCAACCACACCCAGGUGGUCUCGUACUUCGUCGACUUGCUCUACGACAAGAACGCGGAGAUUCGCAAGAUGGCUGACCAGACGCUGGACCUGGUCAUGGAGUACGACCCCGAGUGGGCGAAGCAGAUCCGCCUCAGGAAGUUCCAAAUCUACAACGCCGAGUGGCUGCAAGCGAUUGAGAGGGACGAGGGGAUGGCGAUCGGAGGGUUCCAGGGGGGGAGGAGGAAGAACAUGGACCUGUCGCCGGAGGAGGACUUCCAGGACGACAUGGACGUGACGAGGUCGAUGAGGGGGAUGAUGGAGGCGUUGCAAGACGAUGACGACGACGACUUUGGUUAUAGAGAUUGA
Messenger RNA from Guillardia theta CCMP2712, 2286 nucleotides. RefSeq lists its product as hypothetical. NCBI's taxonomy places the organism in Eukaryota, Cryptophyceae, Pyrenomonadales, Geminigeraceae. Bases 1 to 2286 code for a protein of 761 amino acids. Gene Ontology annotation, cellular component: ciliary transition zone; kinesin II complex; axoneme. Gene Ontology annotation, molecular function: kinesin binding. The transcript is spliced from 12 exons. The record is from RefSeq and is a predicted model, not a curated record. Gene Ontology annotation, biological process: cilium organization; microtubule-based movement.